AUGACCCGAAACAUCAUGUCGCACAUACACAUCCGAUUUGCUGGUGACCCCCUCAGCCGAGCUGUCUUCUUCGUUGCCUCUUGCGUGAGUCUCGCCUACGUCUUGACGCACGUAAUCGCCUCCAAAACCGCCUACAUCAAGAAUCAAGGAUCACCUAGGGCGUACGGCAAGUAUGUGUCUGGCUUGGCGUUUUUACUCGCCCGGCUUGGAUUGCCAGUCUGGGUUGCUGCCGUUACUCUCACUAUCUUCGUCGCGGUGAACAUUGGACUGGACGUGUCGAAAGGAGUCCAACAGAAUAUCCCCUGGCUGAACGUUAUCAUCAGCAUAGCAUCACUGUUUUCGCUAGCCGCCGUACUCGCGGCCAUUGAGAUGGCAGAUCGGCCCUUCGCGACGAUAGGGCUGUCGCAAUCAUGGUUCGUUCGUGGAGAAGAUCCGCUAUCGCCCGAACAGGAUGAUAUGGAACCCGGUCUCGUCGAAGUGGUUUCCAUGAUCAAGGAUAAGCCUGUACCAUCCACGUUCAAAGAAAAGAAGCAGAGACCAUCCUUCAAGGACAAAAACCGAAGGAUGGUGCUGUCGACUAUUCAGGAGAAGAGAGAGCAGAAGGAAAAAGCAAAGUCGAACGCGAAACCAAUGAAGCCACCGAAGAGGAAGAGAAAAACAUUGACGAAGAAAAACCCCAACGAAGCGGCGCAGCGUAGGGCACUACGUUCCCUUUGGACGACCGCCAACACCGAUGAUGACGAUGGAAGACGAACACCGAAUGCUCGGGAGGAGACCUUCAACGAGAGACGGCGACUGGGAAGCAAGCUACCACCUUCGGAUGACACACAGCAGCCGACCAACCAGUUCGCAUACUUCGAGAACAUCGAGAACGUCGAGGACCUCGCGGACCGCUUAUACCUACCGCCCUUCGAGCCGCCACCCAUCGAUUCCUCCACAAGAGACAAGACCAUCAAGUCCAACAUCCACCGUCAGGUCAGAUGUGCACAACUUUUCCCGUCCGAGAACAUCUGCGGCGGCAAGGAUGCAGUCAAAGGUCGCGAAACGCUUGAGGGCAAUGAAACUGCAGCAAGCGGCUCAGUCUGGUCCUCGCCAACUUGA
This is a messenger RNA of Colletotrichum karsti, 1101 nucleotides long. RefSeq lists its product as uncharacterized. The record is from RefSeq and is a predicted model, not a curated record. Lineage: Eukaryota; Fungi; Ascomycota; Sordariomycetes; Glomerellales; Glomerellaceae. The transcript is spliced from 5 exons. Bases 1 to 1101 code for a protein of 366 amino acids.